GUCGAACAAAAAGCAGAUUUGAGCCCGUCAAAUGGCUGUUCAAUACAGCUACAUCUUCCUCCUUGUGUUUUUUUUACAGUUUUGUAAUCGUGAAAGCAGUAGGAGAGGUAUCUGGAAGCUCGGAAAAUGCUUCGGGGACUAAUAUUCCGUCAUUUACAUUCAAGAUAAACAAGUAAGACGUGUGAAGUGUUUGUUUAGCAAAAUAAAUACCUUUUUUGGCUAGUUUGCGGGUUUUUCGUUUGAUAAGAUUCGUCCUUUGAAAUUUCGUUGCAGCCUUCUAAUCUAUACAGUCUCAAAGGAAAGGGAAAAGGAAGAUGGAGAAAAUUAUCAGUCGGUUCUCUUGGCCAUCAUCAACAAAGUGUUAGAUCAAUCAGGCAUACACGCCAUAAUAAUAAAUAGCCGCAUUUUAGAAGUUUUCCGGAAAAAAAUAUUCUGCCCAGAGAAAGUAGUCAAGAAAGCAAGUAAGUGUGGCGGAAGGCAAUUAAAUGCACUUCUCACAAAGUUGAGAACCGGUCGUUGCUAUUCAUUUAAGGUGUAUUAUAACGAGGUUGAUGUGGUUCAGCUAAAAGAUGAAAACAGCAAGUUAAGGGGAGAGAAAAGAGUUUUAGAGGAAUCACUAGUACAGGAGAAGGCAAAGCGAUUGCAAGGUGAUAAAAAGCCCAAGAAGCUCUCGAGAAAGCUGAGAAAAAAAGGGGCCUUCUACGAGAAAAAUUUUGUGCAAUUGGCCAAAAAAGUGAUCAAAAAUGGGAAGAAAGGUAGAGGCCCUUCUGACAAGAAGUUUCAUGAUUAUUCCAAGCACCACCAGAAGAGAAUGAAAAACCAGUUGAAGGAAGAAUGCCAAACCACAUUGUCCUUUCUUGGGCUCUACAAUUUUAUUGCUACCAAAAUUGAAGUGCUUAACACCGAUAAUAAUCAAUAUGAAACUUUCAAUCUUGUUGGGGAGGGAGAACUGACAUUCACAGAUUCUGACCCAAAGGAACUUACUAAUGAUGACCUUGAUAACAUAAAUAUGUGGCUGUAUCUGAAAGAUAAGUUCAAUAUUUCAAAUGAGGCCUGGCAUGAAAUUGCCAUGAAAGCCAAUGGUGUUCUCAAUACCUAUUCCAUCAAGAAGCGAAUCAAGGAACUAAACAGUAAGUGGAACCUGAAACCAACUCCAGGAGAUACUGAGGGUGUUCAGUUAGGAUUUUCUGACAGUUUGCAAGAACACAUUGUGAAGCUUCAGCAAACUGGAGAGAUCAAAGAUGGGGAAACUAUUAAGAUCAAACUUAGCGGUGAUGGAACAAAUAUCAGAAAGAGGCUUACAGUUGUCAAUUUCACUUUUACUAUUCUGAAUGAAAAGGAACUGGCAAUGGGUGAGAAAGGUAAAUAUGUACUUGCUCUUAUAAAAACUACAGAGACAUAUGAUCAUAUAAGAGAGAGCCUUGCU
Messenger RNA from Porites evermanni, 1426 nucleotides. The record is from the annotation of a GenBank genome assembly. Lineage: Eukaryota; Metazoa; Cnidaria; Anthozoa; Scleractinia; Poritidae.